AUGAAUCAACAACGAAAAGACCAGAUAAAACAAUACUUUUUCGAGAAAUUUUAUUUUGCCGGCGAAAAGCAUCUCGCGUGUGCACGUGAUCGUUCUCGGCCAGAAAUCGCUCAAGUCAGUAUUAGAGAUGCCGCGUCAAAUUAUCGUAAGGCUUUGGUGGUUUUGGGCGGGGAACGCGCGGAUUUCGUAGCACGCCACGAAGCAGAACGUCUGAAAAAUAAAGUGUGGGAUAAAUACGACCAGUGUUGGAUUGGAUCCAAAGAUGACGGUAUCAGCUUAACCGAUAUCAUCGAGAGGGAGGUGGACAGAAGACUCUCCGAGGGAGCGCAGAAAAGGGGGGUGGAGGUCAAAAGCAACAUCAAAGAAUUUAAAUCAGGAUUAAACAUGGGACAUGUUAGCGACAUGGUAAUUAUGAGAUGUUGCGCGGACGAAGAUUAUGACAUCGUGAAACCGCCCGAUCUAAGUCUAUUGACGAAAUUUACCAAAGACCUGGUGACAAAAGGGGCAACCAACAUGUCUUCCCCUCCGUCUGCCAAAAGUUUAUUGAGAUCGUCUCGGAAAAAAAUCCCUCCGUGUUUUGUUGUUGGUGGAGAUAGCUUCGAAGACGAAAUGGACAUUAACGACGAUGUCUCCGAUGUUCAUUAUGACGGGCCGUCUCGAAUUUUUCAAAGAGAAACACGAAACGGCCUAAUUAUUAAUGCAAGAAAAAAUGAUCGGGUUCCAAUGGACGUGACUGAUGUGGAUGGCGAGGACGAUAAACUGCCAACCCGACGCGGUUCCUUUGUCACCGCUAGGAGCAAAUAUGUCGUUGGGAGUCAGAAGCAAGGUUACCAUUCGCCAUCACCUAGCAAACGAUGCCUAGAUGAUAAACCGUUUGCACCGGGGGUGCCCAAAAAGAAAAUGACAGGAGCCUUGAGUCAGUCCAUCAAAAAGGGAAAAUUCGUUUCGCCGUUAUUGAAACGUAAAGAAGAAAAUUCCGGGGGUGGCACCAAAUAUCGUAGGAACGAAUAUUCUUCUUCCAUUUGCAAGAGAGGCGAUGAGACGGAAGAAGAAAUAGACGAAAGACUAAAGAAUAUCGAUCCAAAGAUGAUUGAAUUAAUUCAAAAUGAGAUAAUGGAUAGAACUCUGGAUAUUACGUGGGAGGACAUAGCCGGACUCGAACACGCGAAGAAAACCAUUCAGGAGGCACCAAAAAUUCUAAUGUCCUCAACCGAUAGUGACAUCUUUAAAGGUCUGAGGGGACCUCCCAAAGGAUUGUUGCUUUUCGGACCGCCCGGAACAGGCAAGACGUUGAUUGGGAAGUCCAAUCGGGAGCGACCUUCUUCAGUAUUAGGUGGGUUUGGUUCUCAGAACGAAAAUAUGAAUCAAUUUGAACUAAUCGUGGCAAACAAACUGUACAUUAGCUCCUCAUCCUUAACCUCCAAAUGGGUUGGCGAUGGCGAAAAAAUGGUUCGAGCCUUAUUUGCCGUAGCAAGAGUUAAUCAACCCGCGGUGGUCUUCGUAGACGAGAGGACGGAUGGUGAAUUUGAAGCUUCGAGACGUAUUAAGACCGAAUUCCUGGAUGGUGUGAAAACCGCCGGUCUAGAAGAGGAUCGAAUAUUAAUUGUGGGUGCCACAAACAGGCCACAAGAAAUUGAUGAGGCUGCACGUCGCCGGUUCCGCAAGAGACUCUACAUCCCUCUGCCAGAGGAUAACGGAAGAUAUGAGAUCAUCAAGAACUUGCUGAAGGCGCAAAAACAUUCAUUGACUGAUGAAGAGAUUCGCGCAAAAAAGCAUGCCACUUCUUUGUCACCUACGAUCCGUUCUAUAUAUGAUAAGGUUACUCUGGUUCCGACAUGGAUGGACUUUGUCGAGGCCGCAUUGGGGCCAAUACGCGUUAUCGGGGACAUAAGAAAUAUUGCAGCGGAUGACGUAAGGCCAAUUAACUAUCAAGACUUCUUGGACGCACUAACUCAAGUUCGUGCGAGCGUAAGCGAUCGUGACCUGGAAUUAUAUCAAAAAUGGAACCAAGAAUAUGGAAGCUUGUCGUAG
Acaulospora colombiana is the source of this 2031-nucleotide messenger RNA. Lineage: Eukaryota; Fungi; Glomeromycota; Glomeromycetes; Diversisporales; Acaulosporaceae. The record is from the annotation of a GenBank genome assembly.